Phyllostomus hastatus (greater spear-nosed bat) is the source of this 1165-nucleotide messenger RNA. Its product is annotated as butyrophilin subfamily 3 member A2-like. Bases 98 to 592 code for a protein of 164 amino acids. Gene Ontology annotation, biological process: regulation of cytokine production; T cell receptor signaling pathway. Gene Ontology annotation, molecular function: signaling receptor binding. The transcript is spliced from 4 exons. Lineage: Eukaryota; Metazoa; Chordata; Mammalia; Chiroptera; Phyllostomidae. The record is from RefSeq and is a predicted model, not a curated record. Gene Ontology annotation, cellular component: external side of plasma membrane.
ACUGCCUGCCCUCCCUGUGUGCCUCGCCGUGGUCCAGCUGCUCAGCCCCUGCUCAGCUGUGUUUGCUGUGGUCGGACCCCCCGAGCCCAUCCUGGCCAUGGUGGGUGAAGACGCAGACCUGCCCUGUCACCUGUCCCCGGAGAUGAACGCUGAGAACAUGGACUUGACGUGGGUGCGACCCAGCCGCAGGCAGGUAGUGCACGUGUACGCACACGGGCAGGAGGAAACGCCGGCAGAGGAGUAUCGAGGGAGAACUUUGAUUUUACGAGAGGACAUCACUGCGGGGAAGGCCGCUCUCCGGAUUCACAACGUCAGCGUCUCUGACAACGGCACCUACCUGUGUUAUUUCCAAGAUGGAGACUUCUUCGAAAAUGCCCAGGUGGAGCUGCAGGUGGCAGCGCUGGGCUCUGAUCCCCACAUGGACAUGAAGGGCUACGAGGCUGGAGGGAUCCGCCUGGAGUGCACGUCUGGCGGCUGGUACCCGCAGCCCCCAGAUCCAGUGGAGAGACACCAGGGGACAGAGCUUGUCCCUCGGAGGCAGCAUCUGCGGCUGCAGACCCCCAGGGCCUUUAUGCAGCCUCAGCCUCUGUGAUCCUGGAAGACGGCUCUGGGGAGGGGGUCUCCUGUGUCAUCAGAAACCCCCUGCUGGGCCAGGAGAGGUCAGCCAGGCUGUCCAUCCCAGGUGCCUUCUUCAGAAACACACUGCCUUGGACAGCGUUCCUCUCCCUGACCCUGCUGACUGUUGCCGGGCUCCAGUUGUGUUUGAUCUGGUUGCUGUGGCGACGGCGGAAGAGGAUCCAGGCCCGGUGCAGGAAGGAGAGAGCUCAAGCUGAGAAAGUAGCAGCCCUGAGAAAUGGCGAUCCUCUGUAAGAUGCGAAUUCAGGAGCGUCUGGAGAAUGUUAGCAAUGAGCUGGUGCGGAAGGUGUCUUAGGUCGUGAGGACGCAGAGCCCCGAACUGGAGUCAGCUCUUUAGGCAACGACUGGGACUUAGCAGCAUCCGGGGUGCUGACCUUCCCCAGGUCCCUUUUUUCAGGCCUUUGUACUCUUCUUUAGACAGUACAGCAUAUGUGGUUUUACAAUUUUCUUUAUAUGUUAAAAUUUCUCUUACAUAGUGUGCUCACAUGUUUGUAGAAACUUUUUCACCCAAUAAAAUUCAUAUUCUAAA